Cimex lectularius (bed bug) is the source of this 624-nucleotide messenger RNA. RefSeq lists its product as uncharacterized. NCBI's taxonomy places the organism in Eukaryota, Metazoa, Arthropoda, Insecta, Hemiptera, Cimicidae. The transcript is spliced from 4 exons. The coding region runs from base 47 to 589 and encodes 180 amino acids. The record is from RefSeq and is a predicted model, not a curated record.
GAUUGGGACAAACGCAUGCAUUUUCGAGACCGUUCAAUGCGGCAGGAUGAGUUUAUUUUAUUUGUCAAUUUUCUCUUCUCUAGCUUAUUUUCACAUUGCCUUUGGAGCUAAACAGUUCUACGAUAUCCGUUUGGUUAAAAUCUUCGACUGCAGCUAUCCGACAGACAAUAUCAGCACCAGGAUUAGCGUUGAUGUUAAAUACAUCAACAAAACGUCGUUUGUCCUCAACGGCGAUUACAGUAUCGUUGAAAAACUGGACAACAAUGUCGUCUUGCACGUGUCGGCCGAUUUGAAGAGUAAAGGAGAAUACAAAGAAAAACUGUUUGACAAUGAACUCGGCCCUUUGUGCGACGGCAUGAAAAAGUUGUCACCCAGUUUUUUCGCACAAUUGCUCGGAAAUGGCGACACCGAGAAGAUGUGCCCAAUACACAAGGGCCAGUAUUCAGUUGACAGCGAGCCUAUGACUAUAGAACUUCCUAAUGUUAAGACCUUGCCAUUUGGUGCUUACAGGGUGAAGUUCGAAGGCCAUCGGGGCCCGUGCAAAGUCUUCUGCCUCGCUGUAUUUGCCGAUGUGACAAAGCCACGAUAACGGAAACGUGUAGUUUAUUUUUACGCCAAAAUAUA